AUGGAGUGCAGUGGCCAGGUGACACCCCAGCUGAUGCUGGCUGUGGGGACAGCUGUGAUUGGCUCUCUGCAGUUUGGCUACAACACAGGCGUCAUCAAUGCUCCUCAGAAGACCAUCGAGAGCUUCUACAAUGAGACAUGGACAGGCAGGCACUCAGAGUCCAUCUCUCAGACCACUGUAACAGCUCUGUGGUCGCUCUCUGUGGCCAUCUUCUCUGUGGGAGGAAUGUUCGGCUCCUUCUCCGUCGGCCUCUUUGUCAACCGCUUCGGCAGGAGGAACUCCAUGCUGAUGGCCAAUGUGCUCGCCGUUAUCGCUGCUGUGUUGAUGGGCUUCUCCAAGCUGGCUGCUUCCUUUGAGAUGCUCAUCAUUGGACGUUUCAUAGUGGGUCUCUACUCCGGCCUCUCCACCGGCUUUGUUACCAUUUAUGUUGAGGAGAUCUCACCCACAACUCUCCGCGGAGCAUUAGGCACUCUGCAUCAGCUUGGUGUAGUGAUUGGCAUCCUUAUGGCACAGAUCUUGGGGAUUGAAUCCCUCUUGGGGAACGCCUCCCUGUGGCCCCUCCUGCUGGGCUUCACUCUACUGCCGGCUGUGCUGCAGUGUGCCCUGCUGCCCUUCUGCCCCGAGAGCCCCCGAUACCUCCUCAUCAACCAAAACGAGGAGAGCAAAGCCCGCAGCAUUCUGGUGAAGCUGCGGGGCACUGAUGAGGUGAGCGAGGACAUGCAAGAGAUGAAGGAGGAGAGCCAGCAGAUGAUGAGGGAGAAGACGGUGACCAUCCCUGAGCUGUUCCGCUCCCCCAACUACCGCCAGCCUAUCUUUGUUGCUGUCAUGCUGCAACUCUCACAGCAGCUGUCUGGAAUCAACGCUGUGAUUUACUACUCGACUGGGAUCUUUGAGCGAGCAGGUGUGUCCCAGCCCGUCUAUGCAACCAUUGGUACAGGAGUGGUCAACACUGUCUUCACUGUGGUUUCUCUGUUUGUAGUGGAGCGUGCGGGCAGGAGACCUCUUCACCUGGUUGGUUUGAUGGGCAUGGCAGUCUCAGCUGUUUUUCUAACCGCUGCCUUGGCACUGUUGGACCAUUUCCACUGGAUGUCCUUUGUCAGCAUAGCGGCAAUCUUCAGUUUUGUGGCCUUUUUUGAAAUCGGCCCCGGCCCUAUUCCCUGGUUUAUCGUGGCCGAGCUCUUCAGCCAGGGGCCCCGGCCCGCUGCCAUUGCAGUUGCUGGUUUCUCUAAUUGGUCAGCCAACUUCUUAGUGGGGAUGUGCUUUCAGUAUGUUGAGCUACUCUGUGGCCCCUACGUCUUUGUCAUCUUCACUGUCCUGCUACUCGGCUUCUUCGUCUUUACCUACUUCAAGGUGCCAGAGACCAAGGGCCGCAGCUUCGACGAGAUCGCAGCGGGCUUCCGACAGUCAGGUGGUCAGGGUGCCGACAGGUACUCGGCCCCUGAAGAGUUCAACACCCUCCGGGGGGAUGACCCCGACCUUUGA
Micropterus salmoides (largemouth bass) is the source of this 1482-nucleotide messenger RNA. RefSeq names its product solute carrier family 2, facilitated glucose transporter member 1-like. Gene Ontology annotation, molecular function: hexose transmembrane transporter activity. Lineage: Eukaryota; Metazoa; Chordata; Actinopteri; Centrarchiformes; Centrarchidae. The coding region runs from base 1 to 1482 and encodes 493 amino acids. Gene Ontology annotation, cellular component: basolateral plasma membrane; apical plasma membrane. The record is from RefSeq and is a predicted model, not a curated record. Gene Ontology annotation, biological process: monosaccharide transmembrane transport; response to insulin. The transcript has 10 exons.